This is a messenger RNA of Oppia nitens, 3866 nucleotides long. Its product is annotated as ATP-dependent translocase ABCB1-like. NCBI's taxonomy places the organism in Eukaryota, Metazoa, Arthropoda, Arachnida, Sarcoptiformes, Oppiidae. Gene Ontology annotation, biological process: transmembrane transport. The transcript has 7 exons. The coding region runs from base 156 to 3866 and encodes 1236 amino acids. The record is from RefSeq and is a predicted model, not a curated record. Gene Ontology annotation, cellular component: membrane. Gene Ontology annotation, molecular function: ATP binding; ABC-type transporter activity; ATP hydrolysis activity.
GGGUCGGGACUCGGGUGCGUCGGGUGUCCUUAAUAUWUGCGCGUGCGUUGCGUCGCAUUUGUUUAAGUCCUUGAAAACGGGAUUUCCGUUGAUUUCUUUUGACUUAACCUUCAGUUCAAUGUUUUCUUAAAUAAAACGCAAAAAUCAUUUGAAAAAUGUUUGAAAAUUCGCCGAAAACUCGAAAAUCGGAAAAAAGCGGUCAAAAUGAUAAUCCGACGCUUUCUCUGCGCCAACUCUUUCGAUACGCGAACGCAAAAGAACGUCUGUUUGUGAUAAUCGGGAGUUUUGUGGCUCUUUUGACCGGAUUUUCUUGGAAUCUAUUGACAAUCGCUUUCGGAGAUGUCGUCGACGUCUUCGUUGAGUUCGAGAGAAAACAAAGACAAAACACGUCUUCUUCGGUUGAAUCGAAUGAUCGGACUUCGGAUGAGUUCCUUCGAGACGUGUAUUUCUUUUCGGCGUCUCUGGUCGUGCUCUGGAUGUGCAAUUUGAUCGGGAAUUUCGUGAUCUUGACGCUCUUCCCGCUGUCGGCUUCUGGACAAUUGUCGACAAUUAAGACCAAAUACUUUCGAUCAGUUCUUCGACAAGACAAUCAAUGGUUUGAUUCUCAGAACGAAGCCUUUGCAUCACGUGUCACGACAGAUUUGAAGCGCGUGGAAGAGGGUUUGGGCGAGAAGUUGGGUUUGGCGGUCUACCACUCGUCGACGGCGGUUCUGGCGGUCGGGACGGCCUUUUGUUACGGUUGGAAGUUGACCUUGGUCGUGUUAUCUCUUUUGCCUUUUCUCGCUUUCGGAACUUCUGUUAUGAAUAAAGUCCAGGCCACUUUCGCCCGCAAAGAAGUCGAGGCAUACGCUUCCGCCGGUCACGUGGCCGAAGAAGUAAUUUCUGGAAUUCGAACAGUCGUCGCAUUCGGCGCUCAAAAGCAAGAAAACCAAAGAUAUUGUCGUCAUUUGGAACCGGCUUUGCGUUCGGGAAUUAAACGCAAUUUCAUGACCGGAUUAGGAAACGGAUUAAUGUUUUCCUGUCUCUACGGCGGUCUCGCGCUCGGCAUUUACUUCGGCGUUCAGAUGAUCAUUGCGUCUGCGCAGAACGGCACUUUCGAAUACACCGUCGGAACCAUUGUUAUUGUCUUCUGGUCAGUUUCGGGAGCAGGAUUCUCGAUUGGCGGUGCUGCACCWCACUUUGAGGCCGUGGCAGUGGCCAGAGCAACGGCUGCCCGAGUGUUCCAAGUGAUAGAGCGUCGUCCGCCAAUUGACGUCUCGUCAGACGCAGGUCGUCGUCCAGCCGUCGUCCGGGCGGAAAUCCAGUUGAAAGACGUCCAGUUUUCMUAUCCUUCGAGACCCGAAAUCAAGGUCUUAAACGGAUUUAAUUUAAGCGUAAAAUCGGGAGAAAACGUGGCUCUUGUGGGACCUUCUGGAGGAGGAAAGUCGACUGUUAUYCAACUUUUGCAGAGAUUCUAUGAUCCGACAAAUGGAAGCGUUUUUGUCGACGGAAUUGAUGUCAAAGAAUGGCAUUUGGGAACUCUUCGUGAUAAUACGGGCGUUGUUGGCCAGGAACCCGUUCUUUUCGAUUUGUCGGUCAAAGAAAACAUAGUCUUGGGGUCAAAGGCCAAACUCGUGACCGAAGAUGACGUCAUUUCUGCGGCAAAAGAAGCGAAAUGUCAUGAAUUCGUCGAACGUUUGCCCGAAAAAUACGAGACGAGAGUCGGACACAAAGGACGACAAUUGUCGGGCGGACAGCGGCAGAGAGUGGCGAUCGCGAGGGCUCUGAUGGGAAGUCCGAAGCUUCUAUUGUUGGACGAAGCAACUUCCGCUUUGGACUCGAAAUCGGAAACGGAAGUCCAGGAAGCGCUCGAAAACGCGGCCAAAGGAAGGACCGUCGUCGUGGUCGCACACAGACUCAGAACCGUCAGGAAUUGCGACCGAAUCGUCGUCGUUUCGGAGGGACGGGUCAGGGAGGAGGGCAGUCACGUGGAACUCAUGGAAAAACGCGGCGUUUAUUACGAUUUAGUUCUCAAACAAGGAUUGGAUUCCGUUUCCGACGAAUCCGUCCAACAAAACAACGAAGAAGACGUCGAAGAAGAAGACAAUGUCGUCGUGGAGGACGAAGAAGAAGUCGCAGAGGAAGAGGUUUUGAGASAAAAGUUUUCUCACCGCCGACUUCUGGGUCUUUUAUCACGUGACAAAUGGGUUGUAAUGUUUGGACUGUUUUUGUCGUUAGUUUACGGACUCAUUGUUCCGCUUUAUGCCUUUGUUUUCGGCGCUUUUGUCGACAUUUUCGCCGAAGAGUUUGAUCCGAAUAUCGUCUGGAUCAAAGCCAAGAUCUUCGCUCUUUAUUACAUCGGAUUAGCCGUUGGCGUGGGCGUCAUCUCGGUGAGUCAGAUGACGUUGUUGGGAGUGGCCGGGGAACGACUGACUCUUCGGUUGCGGAAAAUGGCGUUUUCGGCGAUUUUGAGACAAGAAAUUCGGUUUUUCGACCAAAAAGACAACUCGUGUUCCGCUCUUUGUUCGCGUCUGUCGUCCGACGCUUCGCACGUCCAAGGAGCUUCGGGAUCUCGAGCGGCCAUUAUCUGCCAGGCUUUGGCCACUUUCACUGCUUCUGCCGUUUUGGGUCUCGUGUUGUCAUGGCAACUGUCAAUUGUGGCGCUUCUGUUCGUUCCCUUCAUUCUGAUUGGUGCAGCCGUCGGCGCAAAAGCAGAUUCUUGGAAUUCUUCGGCAGUUCCAAUUGAUCCAACCAGAGUGGCCGUCGAAGCGUUGGCCGCAAUUCGAACGGUCAAAAGUCUGCACAAAGAACAACAUUUCGGCGACGAAUUCGCGGCAAUCGUAGAGUCGGGUCUGAGAUCGGUUGGGAAGCGAACUGUUUUGCGCGCUCUGACGCUUGCGUUCUGUCUUUCGAUAGUUUUUCUUUCAUAUUCUGUUGUUUUUCUUUUCGGAGGAAUUCUUGUUUCCAAACAAUUAUUGACUUCCGGAAACUUCUUCGUCAUUAUCGAGACUUUAAUCUACGGAUCCAUGACUGUCGGCCAGUCCUCCGUCUUCACGUCCGACUACCGCAAGGCCAAGUUGGCGGCGGCCAAUAUUUUCCGACUUUUGGACCGAAAUUCAAGCGAAAGUCAAACUCAAAGCUUUCGUUUCAAAACUAAACACUUUUUGGGAAACAUUUCCUUCAAUUCCAUUCACUUUUCUUAUCCCACAAGACGUCAAACUCCGGUUCUUCGCGGACUUUCUCUUAAGAUCCGAGCCGGCGAAACGGUGGCUUUGGUGGGCGCCUCCGGGUGCGGAAAGUCGACUUUAGUUCAGUUAAUAGAAAAGUUUUAUGACGUCACUUGCGGACAACUCACUUUGGACGACAUCCCGAUUGACGCCUUCGACAGACAUUGGCUCAGAAGACAAAUGGCGAUUGUGUCUCAAGAACCGACACUCUUUUCGGGAUCCAUCAGACACAACAUCGCUUACGGCGUUCCCGACGCUCCGAUGGAAGCUGUCAUCAGAUCCGCGGAAAUGGCGAAUAUCAAUGACUUUAUUUGCGAUCUUCCGCUCAAAUACGACACUCAAGUCGGUCAAAGCGGAACUCUUUUGUCGGGAGGACAAAGACAACGAAUCGCCAUUGCGCGUGCUCUGCUCCGCGACCCGCGUUUGCUGGUAUUGGACGAAGCGACGGCCGCUUUAGACACGGCCUCCGAAUCGGCGGUUCAGUCGGCCUUAGAGUCGGCGCGCGUUGGACGCACGUGUCUCAUCAUUGCGCAUCGAUUGUCGACUGUGAGAAGCGCCGAUCGGAUCGUGGUGUUGGAGAGGGGGCGGGUGGUCGAGGAGGGCAAACACGACGAACUUUUGUUAAGAAAAGGAAAAUAUUUCGCUUUAAAUAGAAAUUAA